Pecten maximus is the source of this 3242-nucleotide messenger RNA. Its product is annotated as zinc finger protein 708-like. Lineage: Eukaryota; Metazoa; Mollusca; Bivalvia; Pectinida; Pectinidae. The transcript is spliced from 2 exons. The record is from RefSeq and is a predicted model, not a curated record. Gene Ontology annotation, biological process: regulation of cytokine production; negative regulation of transcription by RNA polymerase II; regulation of immune system process. The coding region runs from base 289 to 2277 and encodes 662 amino acids.
GAUUGCUACAAAAUUCUCGGCGAUGGCCCGGAAAAGAGAGGUUUCACUUUCACAUUCGGACUUCGCACAUGCUAAUCGGACUUCUGCAGUGCUCUAGUCGAAAUAAAAAGAUAUGAUGAAUUUGCAAUGGUUUCCCCAACGGCAAUUAGAGAGGAUUAAGUUUGCAAACGAUAUUUACUGGGAAUGGUUGAGGCAACUAAUUAUGUAUGUUUGUUAUGUCUGUGAUAAAGAGUUUGGUGACUCCUCUCAGCUAGAGGUACACAACAGGACACAGAGGAGGAACCAAACAUGUACGCAUGUGGUGUCUGUGAUGAAGUUUUUAGCGACCCCUCUCAGUUAGAGGUACACACCAGGACACAUACAGAGGAGGAUCGCAACAUGUACAUGUACGAUGUCAACGAUUCGGCCAGGCUUAAAAUACAGACACACACAGAUGAGGGAUCAAACAUGUACAUCUGUAGGGUCGAAGACAAGGAUUUUUACGACUCCUCUCAACCAGAGUCACACACUGGGACACACACAGACGAGGAACAAAACACGAACGCGUGCUAUGUCUGUGAUAAAGAGUUUAGCGACUCCUCCCAGCUUGAGGUACACACCGGGACACACACAGACGGGGAACAAAACAUGUACACCUGUGAUGUCAGCGAUAGUGAAUUAAGUAUCUCCACUCAGAUAAAUGAUCCUAUUGGUUUAAAAGCAUGCUAUAAGUGUAGUGUAUGUGACGAAGGUUUUGAUGGGGCACUUCUCCUACAGACUCACACAAAGACCCACCGGACCGACCAGUCGUUUGAUUGCAAUGUCUGCGGCAAGAAUUUUGCUGAUGGUACAGAUCUUCACUACCAUCUUCAUGACCAUACAGAGAAUAUACCGUAUAAAUGUGAUAUUUGUAGCAAGACUUUUAGUCGGAAAGGUAGUCUCUACACACAUCUUAAAAGACAUAUAGGAGAAAAACCUCACCAAUGUGGAACCUGUGGAAAGGAAUUUGUUUUAAAACAUCACUUACAGCGUCAUUUAAGGACACACACAGGAGAACUUCCAUACAAAUGUGGUGUUUGUGGACAAGGAUUUAACGACGUGACAAACUUACGGAAUCACAUGAGGAAGCAUACUGGGGAGAGGCCGUUCAAAUGUGACAUAUGUAGCAGCUCUUUUGGCAAUGUUGGCACUCUCCAAAAACACCUGAAAAAGCAUGAGGGGGUGGCACCACCCAAAUGUAGGGAUUGUGGUUUGUGGUUUGGACUGACCAACGGUCAAGUAUCACUAAUGGGGAAAAAAACAGACAGGUGCAAUGCUUGUGUUAGGGAUUUGAAUCAAAACGUGGUAAAGAAAUCCUGCAAGUGUGAUGUCUGUGGUAAAAUGUUUGGGUGUUUGGCUCAUCUUGACCGACAUUCUAGAGUACAUACAGGCGAGAAACCAUGUAAGUGUGAUAUCUGUGGUAAAAUGUUUGGGUGUUCAGCUCAUCUUGACCGACAUUCUAGAGUACAUACAGGCGAGAAACCAUGUAAGUGUGAUAUCUGUGGUAAGGCGUUUAACCAGAUCUCUAGUCUACAGUUACAUCUCCAGAUACAUACAGAUAAACGUAGAAAGGAAAAAUCCUUCAAGUGUGACGAGUGUGGAAAGUGCUACAGUUCCUUUUCAAACUUACGGAUGCAUCUGAUGUCGCAUACCGACGACAGACCCUUUAAAUGUGACGUUUGUGGUAAGGGAUUUCUCUGUUCGUAUCGUCUAAAUAGACAUCGUGUUAUACAUGCCGCUGAGAAGCCACACAAGUGUGAGAUUUGUGGUAAGGGGUUUAGUCAGGCAGCCAACCUUCAGUCACACGCCAUGACACAUACUGGCGAGCGACCAUACAGGUGUGAGGUCUGCGGAGAAGGAUUUAGUCGAUCACGGUACCUUGAAGUUCAUGUCAAGACACACACUGGGGAAAACACUCCGUACGAAUGUGAAUUCUGUGAUAGAGUAUUUAAUCAUAAAGGUAGUCUUCAGACACACGUCAGGACACAUACAGGGCAGGCCAAGCGGUUUGAGUGUUACGUAUGUGGUAAGGUUGUUAACCAGUAUGCCAGCUUACAGUCCCACCUCAGGACACAUACAGGCGAGAAACCGUUCAUUUGUGACGUCUGUGGUAGAGGGUUCAGUGUAGGGUCGAGUUUACGAACACACAUCAGAAUACAUACAGGAGAGAAGCCGUACCAAUGUCAUGUAUGUGAGAAAGUGUUUACUCAGUGUUCUAGUCUAAAGACACACCUUAAGAUACAUAACCGUGACAACUAAGGCCACACCUUAAGAUACAUAACCGUGACAACUAAGGCCACACCUUAAGAUACAUAAUCAUGACAACUAAGGCCACACCUUAAGAUACAUAACCGUGACAACUAAGGCCACACCUUAAGAUACAUAACCGUGACAACUAAGGCCACACCUUAAGAUACAUAACCGUGACAACUAAGGUCACACCUUAAGAUACAUAACCGUGACAACUAAGGCCACACCUUAAGAUACAUAACCGUGACAACUAAGACCACACCUUAAGAUACAUAAUCAUGACAACUAAGGCCACACCUUAAGAUACAUAACCGUGACAACUAAGGCCACACCUUAAGAUACAUAACCGUGACAACUAAGACCACACCUUAAGAUACAUAACCGUGACAACUAAGGCCACACCUUAAGAUACAUAACCGUGACAACUAAGACCACACCUUAAGAUACAUAACCGUGACAACUAAGGCCAUAAUACUGUAUGUCUUGUCCCUGGGCUACAACUGAAAAAUACAUCAUAAGAUGUCAAUACCACACACCUGCUGUAUUAACCCGAGUUUCCUCUGGCCCUGACACCAUGUCUGGUGGUGUAACUAGACAUGGUGUCGGGGCCAGAGGAAACUUGGGCUAUUGCUGUAUCAGCUGAAUGUGAUUUGUUGCUAUUAUGACCAGAACUACAGACAGAAAAUAAGUAUGUGAUGUAGUCAGCUUCAUGUGAUAUAUUUGUUACAUAUUUGACUUGACACAUUUGUAGCAAUAGCUUGUUAGCUACACAUGUACAUGUAGGUUGGCGUCCACUGACAGCCAUGGCAAUUUUGAGUUAUACAAUUUACCGUGACCCCAGGAAAGUAAAAUUAAUUGUCUCAUGUAUCAAACUUAAAGCUUGGGUAAUUGUCCAGUCAGUAGUGACAUCCGUUUUGUAGAGCUGUAUAACAAUGUAAAUUGACAAUAAAAAGAUUUUAUUGCUUUAAGAUUCA